AUGAAAUCCACCGUCGAUUUCGUCGUCUCAACUGUCGGAUUCACAGCUAUCGAGUUUCGCCGCGUCGUGGGUAUGUGCCCUGAUGUUUUAUGCUCACGGGUCUCGGACGUCGUACCAGUAUUCACCUUCCUCACACGCAAGGUCCGUGUCAACAGCUCCGAUCUCAAAAGGGUUAUCAACCGACGGCCCAGAUUGCUCGGUUGUAGUGUCAAGAACAGGCUCAGACCCACUCUAUACUUUCUCCAGAGCAUUGGAAUAGCCGAGGUGAACAAACACACUGACUUGCUUUCCUGUUCCGUUGAGGAAAAAUUCUUGCCCAGAAUCGAGUAUUUGGAGAAGAUUGGGUUUUCUCACCGUGAAGCGGUGUCCAUGUUUAGGAGGUUUCCUCAGCUGUUUUGUUACAGUAUUAAAGAGAAUUUUGAACCCAAAUUUGAUUACUUUGUGGUUGAAAUGGGGAGAGAGUUGAGGGAGUUGAAGGAGUUUCCACAGUACUUCUCUUUCAGCUUGGAUAAGAGGAUUAAGCCUAGACACCAGAGUUGUGUAGAGAAAGGUGUUCGCCUUCGAUUUUGA
Molecule: messenger RNA, 570 nt
Organism: Cannabis sativa
Lineage: Eukaryota; Viridiplantae; Streptophyta; Magnoliopsida; Rosales; Cannabaceae
Product: transcription termination factor MTEF1, chloroplastic-like
Exons: 1
Coding region: 1-570 (189 amino acids)
Biological process (GO): regulation of DNA-templated transcription
Molecular function (GO): double-stranded DNA binding
Source: RefSeq, a predicted model, not a curated record